Molecule: messenger RNA, 1214 nt
Organism: Misgurnus anguillicaudatus (oriental weatherfish)
Lineage: Eukaryota; Metazoa; Chordata; Actinopteri; Cypriniformes; Cobitidae
Source: RefSeq, a predicted model, not a curated record
AUCGUUCUUCUGUCCAAAGAUGAUGAUACAUGGGACACCUUUGCUGGGCACUUUCCCAUUGAAAUCUCCAGAGGGAAAUUUGUUGCCCAUUCUCAAUGGGAAAGUGCCCAAGCAACAUUGCUCAAAGUUGCCCGGUGUAUCAUCACCUUUACUCAAUUAAUGUGUAUUUUCUCUUACCCUCCAGAAUGUCAGCGGAAAAUUCGCCAUACAGCAGGCCUGCAUCCACCCGGAUCUUCUGCGUGGACAAUCGCACAAACCGCCGUGCUAAAACCUACGAGGUGUCUGAAAACAUAAGAAUAGCAUCUUACAAAACCACCACAAUAAGUGCUCUUAGUACUGGCAUGAGAGCAUUUAUUGCUCCCGUGGAUGGUGACAGCCCAGUUUUUAAAACCGGGAGGGCCUAUAUAAUAAGAAACUAUAACCUGUCCCAGAAAUUUGGACGGGAGUGCAUCUUCCUCAACCCCAAAUCCAAAAAAUUUCAAACAGCUCCCUUUGAGUUGCCAGAAGCAGCAGAAGGAUCUGCCAGACACCUCAUCAACCCACCAACUGUCCUGAUGUCUGGGGAAGAGGAGGACCUCUUCACAAGGGGAGGAUACAUCUCCCUGAUAGGAGAAAUUGAAAAAUUGCAGGUACCCAGGAUGACCCGAGUGGCUGAAGGAGAGGUUCCCAUUAGAGACCUGUUUCUCCGGUGUGGCCAGAGGGUGUUGGAGGUGUCCUUGUGGCGUGACGAGGCCCUGAUCGAGCUCAGCCUGGGGGAUCGUGUUGAGAUUUCCUUUCUCAGGGCGACUGUCAGACCUCAGGCCAAAUUUAAUACCUCCACCUAUUCAACUGUGGAGAAGGCUGUAGCUGAGCCAGUAGAGGUGGAGGUCACCAUCAUCGCGGUCUUGCAGGGAGAUGGAGGUGCCACAGUUCUGCUGACUGAUGCUGAUGAGAAGUACAGUGUCCCGGCAGCUCUACACCUCGACCUCACUGUUGAUGACCUGCCAAUUACACUGAAAAUUACACACAACAAUAGGGUAGUAGAGAGCAUCGAGUCAUUGGAGGAGCAGGAACUUUUUGAAUAAAUUGACUUUUGAAAUUGUUGUUUUUACUAGUUCAACCUGCCAAUUAAAUCUCAAGCUCCUCCAACGAUUCAAUGCUCUCUACUACCCUAUUGUUGUGUUAUUUUAUGGAGGAACUUGAAUAAAUUGACGUUGUUGUUUUUAUUAGUUCAA